AUGUCCGCCCAAGAAGAAUUCAACCAGUUGGUGAACAGUAACCGUUCACAAUUCACCUCCCACCCAGAAGACAACGACUCAGACCCUCACUUCUCUGACGACGAACCCGAAUCCUCCCGCAUCCGCUCCCGCCAAACAGUCGACUCCUCAGACGAAGAAGCAGACGACAUGGUCUCCUCCCGCACCCCAAACUACCAUAUCCCCAACACCGUCUACGAAGCCAACACAGGCCCCAAGGGCGUCAUCGCAGACGCUCAAGCCUUCGAGCGCGCUCGCAAGAAGUCCUUCCGUCGUACCCUCCUCAGCGCUGCGGGGCUCGACUCCAACAGUGCCUCUUACAGCUCGUCCACUCGCGAUGACGUGCCCCUCGCAGGCGGUGACCAGUCCUCUGCUAGUGAAGACGACGACGAGGCCCGCUUUAUGAGCAAGUGGCGCCAGUCGCGCAUCCACGAGCUUCAGGAUCGGAAUAGUCGUCGGCCCAGUCCGCGGGGUAGACGGUUUGGAUCGGUUCAGACUGUUGAUGCGGUGGGGUAUCUCGAUGCUAUUGAGAAGGUGACUUCUGAUACCGUUGUUGUUGUCUGUAUCUAUGAUCACGAGUGUGAUGGCAGCGCUAUAGUCGAGGAAUGUCUCGUCACUAUCGCUCGCAGACAACCUACUAUCCGCUUCGUGAAGAUGCACCAGGAUAUCGCGGAGAUGGAUCACAUCAAGGCUCCAGCUCUGUUGGCAUACCGUGGCGGCGAUGUCUUUGCUACCAUCAUCGAUGUCCUACACAACAUUCCUCGUGGCCGUAGCUGCAGUGCUGACAGUCUUGAGGACUUGUUGAAGAUGAACCGUGUGCUAUGA
This is a messenger RNA of Penicillium robsamsonii, 843 nucleotides long. RefSeq names its product phosducin family protein. NCBI's taxonomy places the organism in Eukaryota, Fungi, Ascomycota, Eurotiomycetes, Eurotiales, Aspergillaceae. The record is from RefSeq and is a predicted model, not a curated record. Bases 1 to 843 code for a protein of 280 amino acids. Gene Ontology annotation, biological process: regulation of G protein-coupled receptor signaling pathway. The transcript has 3 exons.